Fonsecaea erecta is the source of this 1890-nucleotide messenger RNA. RefSeq lists its product as hypothetical. NCBI's taxonomy places the organism in Eukaryota, Fungi, Ascomycota, Eurotiomycetes, Chaetothyriales, Herpotrichiellaceae. Gene Ontology annotation, biological process: amino acid catabolic process. Bases 1 to 1890 code for a protein of 629 amino acids. The record is from RefSeq and is a predicted model, not a curated record. The transcript has 4 exons. Gene Ontology annotation, molecular function: L-amino-acid oxidase activity; polyamine oxidase activity.
AUGGCAAAGACUCCAGGAGAAGCCCACCAUCUCGUUGGCCGCUCCCAUUCUUGUGACCACGACCGGCUAUUGUGGAAAAUCCCAGAAUAUACCCCCACAGGCCAUUGCCUUUCAGCAUGGGACGCCCGACAGAAUCUUCUUGGCCGAAGUGCUCCAGUUUCCAUUGCUCCCAAUGCGAAGACUACGCGCAGACGUCUCAAAAAGCGACAGACCGACUUCUCGAUUCAGAUGGACAACUCGAGCGGCAUUGAUGCCGAAGGACCGUGGUUCGAUGGAGUGGUUGCCCUCAAAAACAAAGAAAUCAGUGCGGUCAAUGCUCAAGAGGCUAAGUCCAAAGAGAUUGCCAUCGUCGGUGCCGGCAUGGCGGGUCUGAUGACUUGGCUCGCCCUCAACCAAUCCGGUAUGACAAACCUGUCUCUUAUUGAAGCAGCUCAACGACUUGGUGGGAGAGUCCACACUGCUUACUUCGGCGAUCCGAGCGAAAGGCAGUAUCAAGAAAUGGGCCCGAUGCGUUUCCCGCUCUCUUUCACGUCAUCCGAGACAAAUCAGACAAUACAGAUUCAAGAUCAUCGCAUUGUCUUCGAUCUGGCCGCCGAAGUGAACAAUCUGAACGGCAACAAUACCAAUUUCACCGUCGACUUUAUCAAGUGGUACCAAAACUCCCCAAACGGACUGUACUACGUGAACGGCGCCCGGAAACCCAAUGGCCAGGUUCCGACUCUGUCAGAAGUCCAAGCAAAUGCAUCAUUACUGGGAACGACUUCUACCCAGCCAGAUGACCCCAAUUUGGAUACGCUCGACGAGGACGUCAAUGCCAUCUACAACAACGGUAGUUUCCUCGACCAGAUGGCUCGCAACAUAUACAUGGCUCACAAGACAUUCCUGGAUCAGGGACUUGGUGGAUUGGGAGGGGAUGACUUUUCCGAAUUUGCCUAUGUCCACAACGUGCUUGGAUAUGCGUUGAAUGACACUUUCGUAGAGCUCGGAGGCUCUGGAAGCGAGAGUUUUUGGGAUAAUUUGUAUGAGUCGAUGUAUUUCUCUGCGACAGACUGGAGGACAAUUGAUGGCGGCCUAACUCGUCUUCCCAGUGCCUUCCACCCACUUGUGGACAAUAUAACCUACAUGAAUCGCAAGAUCCAGCGAGUCCAAUACAACGAAACCACAAAGAAGGUGACAUUGCAGUGGAAGGCCAAGCCGCUCGACAGCACCUUCCAGAACGCAAGCUACGACUUGGCGGUGGUCACUGUCCCUAUGCCUCUGGUCCGAACCUGGCGUCUCCCGGCAUUCUCAUAUCUUCUACAGACCGCCAUCGACAGCUAUCCUUACUCCCAGGUCUGUAAGGUGGCGCUCCAGUUCCAGACCCGCUUCUGGGAGCAUUUCGAUAAACCUAUCUAUGGCUCUUGCAGCACGACCACCGAUAUCCCGGGCAUAGGGAGUAUCUGCUACCCGAGCUACGACAUCAACUCGACCGGGAAAGGGGUGAUGCUCGCCAGCUACACAUCCUCGGAUGACGGGUUGCGCUGGGCGUCGAUUCCGGAGGAUGUCCACGUCCAAUAUGUCGUAGACGCCAUGGCUGAGAUCCACGGGCCUGUAGUGUAUCAGCAAUACACAGGUGCAUAUAACCGACGCUGCUGGAUUCUGGAUCAGUACGAAACAAUCAGUUGGGCGAGCCCGGACAUUGGAAUGAGGAAGUCCUUCAUCCCGGCGUUUUUCAACACGGAGCAGGGCAUCAUCAUGAGUGGUGAAGGGACGAGUUAUACCAGUUCGUGGAUUGCGAGUGCGCUGGAGAGUGGCGUCAGAGCGAGCGUCCAGCUACUGCUUGAGCUGGGGCUGGUGGACGAAGCAAAAGCUGUGACCGAAAAAUGGAUGGCCCGAUGGAUUGAUGUGUAG